Ostreobium quekettii is the source of this 873-nucleotide messenger RNA. The record is from the annotation of a GenBank genome assembly. NCBI's taxonomy places the organism in Eukaryota, Viridiplantae, Chlorophyta, Ulvophyceae, Bryopsidales, Ostreobiaceae.
AUGCGGAAGUUCUCGAGGGAGGCCUGGGCGGACGUCCCCAGGGACGGCGUCCUGGACGAGCUGGAGAGGACGAUGGGCAUGUUGGAGAGGGAGAAGCGCCGCAGCGGUUCAUUCGCGGAGGAGCUGAAGACCGUCCGGGAGCAGAGCCUGGCCGCGCAAGCGCUGGUAGAGCAGGAGGAGGAGUACAUCAUCAGCCGGCUGGUGAAGCGCCUGGAGCAGCUCAAGCGCGAGAAGCAGAUGCUCGCCAGCGAGGUGGAGCAGGAGGAGGAGUUCCUGACAAACACGCUGCAGAAGAGGCUGGAAAAGAUCACCAAGGAGAAGGUGGACAUCGAAAACCAGCUGGAGGUGGAGCAGGAGUACAUAGUCAACAAACUCCGAAAGCAGCUUGAGCACCUGAAUUCGGAGAAAGGCAAGCUCACAUUGGAAACAAUCGACCUUGAGAACCAACUGGAGGCGGAGCAGGAGUAUAUUGUCAACAGACUUCAGAUGCAGGUCAGGAAGCUGGGACACGAGAAGGGUGCUCUGCUGCGAGAAAAGAAUGAGCUGCGCGGACAGAUUGAGGACCUUGGCAGGUCCGUCGCCAAGCUCAACGGAGACAAGGUCGCCAUGGAGCAGCAGCUGGAAAUGGAGGAGGAGAACAUAGUCAACCGCAUGCAGCGCCAGCUGAAUUAUGCGCGCUUCCAGUAUAAGAAUCUGGAAAAGCGGAUGCAGGAAAGGGGCCUAUCGCCCAAGGACUUUGGUGCCGAACCGCUGGAAAUCAACUGCCGUCGGCUUGGGCGCCACUCACUCCGUUCCCGAUCUUUUGAUGCUGGAUCCUUGAAGCUGUCAAGGAGGGACGUGCGUUCGAUGAUCACGGGCAUGUCAGUACAUUAG